Phacochoerus africanus (Common warthog) is the source of this 2116-nucleotide messenger RNA. RefSeq names its product retinoid isomerohydrolase RPE65 (gene RPE65). Gene Ontology annotation, biological process: zeaxanthin biosynthetic process; retinal metabolic process. Gene Ontology annotation, molecular function: retinol isomerase activity; all-trans-retinyl-ester hydrolase, 11-cis retinol forming activity; beta-carotene 15,15'-dioxygenase activity. The coding region runs from base 171 to 1772 and encodes 533 amino acids. The transcript has 14 exons. Lineage: Eukaryota; Metazoa; Chordata; Mammalia; Artiodactyla; Suidae. The record is from RefSeq and is a predicted model, not a curated record.
GAGCCCUGAAAGCCACUUCUGUUCCCCCUCAGCUGAGAGGGUGGGAAAGAGUUCCCAAAGUCAUAGCUCCUUUUAGGCAGAUUUAGAAGGCAUAUAAAGGGCCCUGGCUGAAGACCUCCUUCCUCAUUCUGCAAUUAGGGCCAGAACACUCCAUCCUCCACGGAGAGAAAAUGUCCAUCCAAGUCGAACAUCCUGCUGGUGGUUACAGGAAACUGUUUGAAACUGUGGAGGAACUGUCCUCGCCGCUCACAGCUCAUGUUACAGGCAGGAUCCCCCUCUGGCUGACCGGCAGUCUCCUUCGCUGUGGGCCAGGACUCUUUGAAGUUGGAUCUGAGCCCUUUUACCACCUGUUUGAUGGGCAAGCCCUCUUGCACAAGUUUGACUUUAAAGAAGGACAUGUCACGUACCACAGAAGGUUCAUCCGCACUGAUGCUUACGUACGGGCAAUGACUGAGAAAAGGAUCGUCAUAACAGAAUUUGGCACCUGUGCUUUCCCAGACCCCUGCAAGAAUAUAUUUUCCAGGUUUUUUUCUUACUUUCGAGGAGUAGAGGUAACUGACAAUGCUCUUGUUAAUAUCUAUCCAGUGGGGGAAGAUUACUAUGCCUGCACAGAGACCAACUUCAUUACAAAGAUUAAUCCCGAGACCUUGGAGACAAUUAAGCAGGUUGAUCUUUGCAACUAUGUCUCAGUCAAUGGAGCCACUGCUCAUCCCCACAUUGAAAAUGAUGGAACUGUUUACAACAUUGGUAAUUGCUUUGGGAAAAAUUUUUCAAUUGCCUACAAUAUUGUAAAGAUCCCUCCACUACAAGCAGACAAACAAGAUCCAAUAAGCAAGUCAGAGAUCGUUGUACAAUUCCCCUGCAGUGACCGAUUCAAGCCAUCUUACGUCCAUAGUUUUGGUUUGACACCCAACUAUAUUGUUUUUGUGGAGACACCAGUCAAAAUUAAUCUGUUCAAGUUCCUUUCUUCAUGGAGUCUCUGGGGAGCCAACUACAUGGAUUGUUUUGAGUCCAAUGAAACCAUGGGGGUUUGGCUUCAUAUUGCUGACAAAAAAAGGAAAAAGUAUCUCAAUAAUAAAUACAGGACUUCACCUUUUAACCUCUUCCAUCACAUCAAUACCUAUGAAGACAAUGAGUUUCUGAUUGUGGAUCUCUGUUGCUGGAAAGGAUUUGAAUUUGUUUAUAAUUAUUUAUAUUUAGCCAAUUUACGUGAGAACUGGGAAGAGGUGAAAAAAAAUGCCAGAAAGGCUCCCCAGCCUGAAGUGAGGAGAUAUGUACUUCCUUUGAACAUUGACAAGGCUGACACAGGCAAGAAUUUAGUCACACUCCCCAACACAACUGCCACUGCAAUUCUGUGCAGUGACGAGACCAUCUGGCUGGAACCUGAAGUUCUCUUUUCAGGGCCUCGUCAAGCAUUUGAGUUUCCUCAGAUCAAUUACCAGAAGUACGGUGGGAAACCUUAUACAUACGCAUAUGGACUUGGCUUGAAUCACUUUGUUCCAGACAGGCUCUGUAAGCUGAAUGUCAAAACUAAAGAAACCUGGGUGUGGCAAGAGCCUGAUUCAUACCCAUCCGAACCCAUCUUUGUUGCUCACCCAGAUGCCUUGGAAGAAGAUGAUGGUGUAGUUCUGAGUGUGGUGGUGAGUCCUGGAGCAGGACAAAAGCCUGCUUAUCUCCUGAUUCUGAAUGCUAAAGACUUGAGUGAAGUUGCCAGGGCCGAAGUGGAGAUUAACAUCCCUGUCACCUUUCACGGACUGUUCAAAAAAUCCUGAGCUCAUUCUAGUGUGAUGUUUCUGGUGACACAACCCAGAGAAUCAUAGUCAGGUCUGCAAUCAAAUUCUGUUUAAUUUUAGACUGCAGUAUGUAAGGAUUUUAACUUGCAGAUGCACACAGUUUUGCAGUGUUUUACAGAAAGCACAGAGUUGAGUAAGCAACUCCUUUUAAAAAAAAAAAAAGUAUAUGCUUAGAUAAUCAUACUUCCUCAGUGAGACAGGCAGAUCAUAACUAAAAGCUCUUUUUAUAUUUACAAUCAAAUAGAAAGUCAAUGUGGAUUUAUUAAACUGUUUUUUAUUCUUAUUAUAAAAAUGUAUUUUAGGUACCUCUCUGCUCCAAUUAU